Molecule: messenger RNA, 1530 nt
Organism: Syngnathus acus (greater pipefish)
Lineage: Eukaryota; Metazoa; Chordata; Actinopteri; Syngnathiformes; Syngnathidae
Product: ubiquitin-conjugating enzyme E2 E2
Exons: 6
Coding region: 264-872 (202 amino acids)
Biological process (GO): protein polyubiquitination
Cellular component (GO): nucleus
Molecular function (GO): ubiquitin conjugating enzyme activity
Source: RefSeq, a predicted model, not a curated record
GGAGCGCGCAAGCGGGGGUGGUCCGGUCCGGAGACUUACCUCCUUUCCUCGCUUCUUCUUCGUCUUGUUCUUGUUCUCAGUGCUGCUUGCUUGCGGUUCCUUUCUCGCUGCCUCCACCACGCGAGUUUGAAGAGCAAAAGGACGACCAGGAGCGAGUGGAAAGGGGGCCGUGUUCCUGUGGAUCCCCGUCUCUUCGAUAUUUUGGGGGAUUAAAAAUCACGCCGAACCGCAGCGUUGACGGCCGAGCGCCAGCAGGGCCCACGAUGUCCAGUGAAGUGCAAAGACCGGACGAUAGCCCCAGCACCAGCGGCGGCAGCUCGGACAUCGAGCAGCGCGAGUCGUCGGUACCAACCGAGCAGGAGCGCGAGCAAGCGCAGCCCAAAAAGAAGGAAACAAAGAUUUCUAGUAAAACCGCUGCUAAGCUGUCGACGAGUGCCAAGAGGAUUCAGAAGGAACUGGCUGAAAUUACAUUAGACCCUCCUCCAAAUUGCAGUGCCGGCCCCAAAGGAGACAACAUCUACGAGUGGAGGUCCACCAUCUUGGGACCGCCGGGCUCCGUGUACGAAGGAGGCGUCUUCUUCCUGGACAUCGCCUUCACGCCCGACUACCCCUUCAAACCCCCCAAGGUGACGUUCCGCACUCGGAUCUACCACUGCAACAUCAACAGUCAGGGCGUGAUCUGUCUGGACAUCUUGAAGGACAAUUGGAGCCCCGCCCUCACCAUCUCCAAGGUGCUGCUGUCCAUCUGCUCCCUGCUCACAGACUGCAACCCAGCCGACCCCCUGGUGGGAAGCAUCGCCACACAGUACCUGACCAACAGAACCGAGCAUGACAGGAUAGCCAAGCAGUGGACCAAGAGAUAUGCCACAUAGACACACGCACGCAGACACACAUUUGAGCCUCGCUCUCCCCCCCUUCUUCCUCUUCUUCCUCGUCACUCUGCCACUCUACCUCUUUCCCCCCCCAUGUUCCGUCAAAGCACACUCACUAAGUGCAUCGCUGUACCCGGGCCCUCCUCUUCUUCUUCCUCCUCCUCCUCCUCUUCCUCCACCCCAAACAUUUUAUGGGUUUAAAAAUUUAGAAAACACACAACACACAAAAAUCCUCUUUUUUUUGUUGUUGUUCCUUGUUGACUUGAAAGCUUCUUUUUUAUACAAAGAUUAGUCGAUUGGGGGAUUUUUAUUUUCCAAUAAGUGAUUGUUGGAAGUUAUUGUAUUGGAAAUUUAAGACAAACUCAUGCACAGCGUUAUAAGCAGGGGUGCACACGAGGGAAAAUGUUAAGUUCAUAAGUGUUUCCAGUUGCUGCGCGGUUGUGUACCUCGUGUUUUGCUCUUUUUUUUUUUUUUUUAUGUGGGAAGGAGCGGUAGCAUUGUGUUGUUUGUAAACAACUUUUCUGAAUCUUUUGAUUUGAACUGCAAGUGCAAAUAUUUUGGAGACUAGUUUGAAUGGCGCCCAGUACAAGUUCUCCUUCUUUACUAUUGUUGACGCUUAUACUGUUUUAAAGUAAGCACACAAACCUUACAACUAAAA